UUAGGUUAUCACUUAUUUUGGUAUGUACGUUCUUAGAUUAAUAAAUUAAUAAUAAUGAAGACUGAGUAUCUAUACACCUUGUCAUUCCUGGAACGUGAUCGCAGACUUCUUUUGUUUCUUAUAUUUUCCAAUUUUCAAAUCCGAUCCCAACUUCUGAAUAUUUUCUCACCAGUUUUGUUUAAUCUCCGGCUACAACAAUGGCGCAGCAGCAACAACGCCCAAUUUCAAACCGUCCCAUUUCAUUUAUAAACCGCAACGGUCUCUUCCUCCUCCUUCUAGCUCUCUUGGUUCUCCUCGGCGUAUACUUACCUUUGUCAGAGUCUCCGUUAUUCAUUUUUCAAAACAGAACCUCUUCUUCUUCUCCUCCUUCUCCUUCUUUUGUGGUCUCUGACUGGCGCGACUAUUCCCUUGCUCAAGCAGCCAAGUUUGUGGCUAAGAACGGGACGGUGAUCGUUUGCUCAGUUAGUUAUCCUUUCUUGCCUUUUCUUAACAACUGGUUGAUUAGCAUUUCCAGGCAGAAGCAUCAAGAAAAAGUUCUAGUGAUCGCUGAAGAUUACGCUCUUCUGUACAAAGUCAACGAGAAGUGGCCCGGUCAUGCCGUUCUCAUUCCUCCAGCGUUGGAUCCUAAAGCCGCACACCAUUAUGGUUCGCAGGGUUUCUACAAUCUUACUUCUCGGAGACCACAACAUCUCUUGGACAUUUUGGAGCUAGGUUACAAUGUUAUGUACAAUGAUGUUGAUAUGGUCUGGCUACAAGAUCCAUUUAAGUAUUUACAGGGAGGCCACGACGUUUACUUCAUGGAUGACAUGACAGCAAUUAAGCCUUUGAAUCACUCUCACGGUUUACCACCGAGUUGGAACGGAGUGACUUAUGUAUGUAGCUGCAUGAUUUUCUUGCGUUGCACUAGUGGUGCAAAGCUUCUAUUGAAGAAAUGGGUUGAAGAAAUUCGAGCUCAGCCCUGGUCUAACACCGAAGCAAAGAAACCACAUGACCAACCUGCUUUUAAUCGAGCACUUCGCAAAACAACUCAUCAGGUAGAUGUCUACUUGCUUCCACAAUCAGCUUUCCCGUCAGGAGGAUUGUACUUUAAGAACAAGAAAUGGGUUAGUCCACGAGCAGAAUACUGAAGAGAAAAAACAGAAGAAGAGAGGGAGAAAACAAACAGAAAACGGGGGUCAAAACCAGAACAUCCUCUAGAGGAUGUUUUAUAUACAACAAAUAUAUUGGAUCUUAAAAUACGAGUUAUUCUUGGGUUCAAAUAGAAAUUAACAAAAUAAUUACUUAGUUAUAUUAUGUUUUUAUAAAAUAACUAGAUAUUUGUCCGCGUAACAGCGCGGAAGGCUAAUUCCUAUCUAUAUAUGUUGCAAAAUAAAAUAAAAUGGUUUUUAUUAGAAGGAAAAACAAUUACAUUUACAUAAGUCAAGACUUAAGAGUUACAUGUACUAAAUUAAUUAAAGUUAAGCGUUAUUUUGGAAUUAUUUAAUUGAUACUACUAAAUAAUAUGGUGUUUUACUCAGUUCCCAGAUUCACUAGUGGCAAGGAUAUUAAGAGGCAGAUAUUAUCGAUUGAGUUCGCAUUUGCGAAUAUGCUCAGUAGACUCCCCAUCAUAUGUGUGGACACGUAUCAUCGCAGCUAGGAGACUACUGCUGUUGGGAAUCAGGAACAAAGUUCACUCAGGGUAUGAGAUUAAAGUAUGGCAGGAUCCAUGGAUUCCAUCAGUGCCAGCAAGACCGGCUCGAGCUAGUGUUCCAGUGGUACACCCGGGAUUGACAGUUAGUAGCCUUAUAAACCAUCAGACCAAAGAGUGGGAUCUACAAAUGCUUGAACAGUAUGUCCAUCAUGAGGACAUACCAAGUAUACUGAGUAUGGCCAUAAGCCCGACUCAUCGACCAUAUACGUUUUGCUGGAACUAUACCAAAAAUGGGCAAUAUACAGUAAAAUCUGGAUACUGGGUAGCUACAAACGUUAUGAAGGAACUAAACUCCAAGCCUUGCUUGGAAGGUGAGUGCUCCACAAAAGAUUCGCCAUCUCUUAUGGCAACGAAUCACAGAACAGGUAGCAGUAACAAGGAAUCUAGUACGAAGAAAUAUGAGAUGUGAUAACUACUGUCCAGGAUGUGGUGAGCCAGAAGAGACUGCUAUUCUUGCAAUAUUUGAAUGCCCACCAGCUCUUCAAACAUGGGCGUUAUCAUCAACACCAUCCAGCCCACAAAUUUUUCCUUCAACGAGUAUAUACAGUAGUAUGGAUUAUUUGUUUUGGAAGAAAAAUAGCAUAUUGGAGCCAGAAAAUGACAAGGAUCCAUAUCCAUGGAUUAUCUGGUACAUAUGGAAAGCACGUAAUGAUAAGUUAUUUAGGGGAAUAGACAGGGAGCCAGGAGAGCUAGUUAGGCACGCAGAGAGUGAAUGCCAAGCUUGGCAUAAUGCUAGAGAGAAUAUGAAUGUGCCUCAAGUUAUUCAGGAGCCUCAAGUCUUAAGCUAAGGUGAUAUAUGCAUGAUAGAUGGUUCAUGGACCUCUACGGAUCAGUUUAGUGGACUUGGAUGGGUAUGGAAAGAUGGCAGGGGGAUGAUCCAGCUAAUGGGGACUAGGAACUUGAGGAGAAGGGAGUCAGCUCUGCACUCAGAACUCGAAGUUUUGAAAUGGGCGAUGGAAACAAUGCUACAACACUCGGAUUGUCAGAGAUUUGACACAGACUGCAAAGACCUGAUUGCAAUGCUGACGGAGCCACAAGCAUGGCCAAGUUUCUCUACUGAAUUGGAGAUGAUUCAAACAAUCAAGAUGUGCUACUCAGACUUCAAAAUCUGCUAUGUACCGAGAAAUGAAAAUGUGAUUGCUGAUUCAUU
This is a messenger RNA of Raphanus sativus (radish), 2840 nucleotides long. RefSeq names its product UDP-D-xylose:L-fucose alpha-1,3-D-xylosyltransferase 3. Gene Ontology annotation, cellular component: Golgi apparatus. NCBI's taxonomy places the organism in Eukaryota, Viridiplantae, Streptophyta, Magnoliopsida, Brassicales, Brassicaceae. Bases 198 to 1127 code for a protein of 309 amino acids. Gene Ontology annotation, molecular function: glycosyltransferase activity. The record is from RefSeq and is a predicted model, not a curated record. The transcript is spliced from 5 exons.